Molecule: messenger RNA, 4802 nt
Organism: Delphinapterus leucas (beluga whale)
Lineage: Eukaryota; Metazoa; Chordata; Mammalia; Artiodactyla; Monodontidae
Source: RefSeq, a predicted model, not a curated record
ACGUCAGCGAGUCGCCGAGCGUCUUGGGCGUUCUGCCGGGGCAGCUAGUUGGGCCGUGGUUCACAGCUUAAGUCUUCCUCUCUGCUUCCGAAAGCGUGUUUGAAUCCUGUCUUUCAGCUCGUAGCGGGGGCGUCUUGGAGGAAACGGAGCCGGGAGUGAUGACGCCGUCGCGUCUCGGGACCCUCUCCUGACGAUUCUGUUGCGCGGGGGGAUGUGGACGCUUGCAGGUCAGGGCUGCUGGCGCAGAAGCGCGCUGGCGGCUUGGGCCACCCGAGCGGCGCGUCGGGGGCUGCCCGGGCCUCGCCCCGCGCCGACCCGGGGAACUGCAGCCGAGUCCAAGACUCCAGACAGGAGCUACAGCUCCGCGGACCGCAAGGAAAAAAUUGAUAUGUCUAGAUUCCCUGUUGAAAACACUAGAAAUUUCAGUAUCAUUGCACAUGUGGAUCAUGGCAAAAGUACUUUAGCAGACAGGCUCCUGGAACUAACAGGGGCAAUUGAUAAAACAAAAAAUAAUAAACAAGUUCUUGAUAAAUUGCAAGUGGAACGAGAAAGAGGAAUCACUGUUAAAGCACAGACAGCCUCUCUCUUCUAUGAUUAUGAAGGAAAGCAGUACCUUUUAAAUCUCAUCGAUACACCGGGCCAUGUUGAUUUUAGUUAUGAAGUAUCCAGGUCACUCUCAGCUUGCCAGGGUGUUUUACUUGUGGUGGAUGCAAAUGAGGGUAUUCAAGCCCAAACUGUAGCAAACUUCUUUCUUGCUUUUGAAGCACAGCUAUCGGUAAUUCCAGUCAUAAACAAGAUAGAUCUGAAGAAUGCUGAUCCUGAAAGGGUUGAAAAACAAAUUGAAAAGGUGUUUGAUAUUCCAAGUGAUGAAUGUAUUAAGAUUUCUGCUAAACUUGGAACGAAUGUUGAAAGUGUUCUUCAGGCAGUCAUCAAAAGAAUACCCCCUCCUAAAGUGCAUCGCAAAAAUCCCUUGAGAGCUUUGGUAUUUGACUCCACCUUUGACCAGUAUAGGGGUGUGAUUGCCAAUGUAGCAUUAUUUGAUGGAGUGGUUUCCAAAGGAGAUAAAAUUGUAUCUGCGCAUACUCAAAAGACAUAUGAAGUUAACGAAGUAGGAGUUCUGAAUCCUAAUGAGCAGCCAACUCACAAACUAUAUGCAGGACAGGUGGGCUAUCUGAUUGCUGGGAUGAAAGAUGUCACUGAAGCACAAAUAGGAGAUACAUUAUAUUUACAUAAACAACCAGUGGAACCCUUGCCUGGGUUUAAAUCAGCGAAGCCAAUGGUAUUUGCAGGAAUGUACCCUAUAGACCAAUCUGAAUAUAAUAACCUGAAGAGUGCUAUAGAAAAACUGACUCUAAAUGAUUCCAGUGUGACAGUUCAUCGGGAUAGUAGCCUUGCCCUAGGUGCUGGCUGGAGGUUAGGAUUUCUUGGACUUUUGCAUAUGGAAGUUUUCAACCAGCGACUUGAGCAAGAAUAUAAUGCUUCUGUUAUUUUGACAACACCUACUGUUCCAUAUAAAGCUGUUCUUUCAUCAGCAAAAUUGAUAAAGGAAUACAGAGAAAAGGAAAUUACAAUCAUCAAUCCUGCACAAUUCCCUGAUAAGUCAAAAGUAACAGAAUAUUUGGAGCCGAUUGUUUUGGGCACCAUUAUCACACCAGAUGAAUAUACUGGAAAAAUAAUGAUGCUUUGCCAGGCUCGAAGAGCAGUUCAGAAGAAUAUGAUGUAUAUUGAUCAAAAUAGAAUAAUGCUUAAAUAUCUCUUCCCUUUGAAUGAAAUUGUGGUGGAUUUUUAUGAUUCUUUGAAAUCUCUGUCUUCUGGAUAUGCUAGUUUUGACUACGAAGAUGCAGGCUACCAGACUGCGGAACUUGUAAAAAUGGAUAUUCUACUGAAUGGAAAUAUUGUAGAAGAGCUAGUAACUGUUGUACACAAAGACAAAGCAUACUCUGCUGGCAAAGCCAUAUGUGAACGUCUGAAGGAUUCUCUUCCUAGGCAGCUGUUUGAGAUAGCAAUUCAAGCUGCUCUUGGAAGCAAAAUCAUUGCAAGAGAAACUGUGAAAGCCUAUAGGAAAAAUGUUUUGGCAAAAUGCGCAGAACUGUUGUGAUCUAAGGACAAGUACUUAGGCCAAGCUGAAACAAUCAGAAUUUCUCUCUAUAAAUCUGAAACUUGACCAGGAACACAGAAAGAAAGAAGGCAUCUAGAGCUGAGGCAUUUGAUGACAGCACUGCAGGAGAGGAUCAGGUGAGUCCCUGCUUCAGCUGAUCUGAGGCUCCUGGUUCUUGUUCUUUUAAAGACUUGUUUUUUCCAACUCUGAUAUCAAUUCUGUGAGUUACCCCAGAAUUAUUCCAAUAAAUUCACUUUUAGUCUCAUUAGUAGACUACAUUUACUUGCAAAUCAAAGAAUCUAAUCGUGUAACCAAAGUAGAGGGUUAAAAAUAUCCCCAGUGUCUUAUUUUUACCUUUUAAACACAAAUUAUCUUAAGAUAAUUUUAAAGUUAAUAAUGCUUUUAGAGUCUAUUUAUAGGUUUCCAUGUUUGUGUACUUUAUUGCUGGGUAUGGAUCAGGAAUUGCAUGAUACACCUUAUUCUUUCUCCCAACAAUUCUGUCAUCAGAUGAAGAACUUCUGAGUAUGUAUUUCCUCCUUUCUCCUGUCUACAGAGGGAAGGGAACUCUUGCUCCAUUUCCCAGGAGUGAGCAAUGGUGGAUUAAUACUCUGGAGCUCUUCUCUGGUCUUACUAUUUCCAAAUUCAGAGGGGAGGAGUAGGAAACCCCAUUCUGGCCUCAAGCCCAACCUGCAAUCUCUAAUCCAACUUUACCUUUAAUAAAGCUGAUAUUUUGAUCCCAUUUGGCUCAGUUCUUAGUGUUUUUAUUAACCAAACCCUGGAACAAAAGAAGGGUAAGUGGUAAGACCCAGACACCAAGCCUCAUCUUGAAUAUCCAAUGAUAACAACCUAGAUCAACAAAGGUGAAGAAUCAAAUGAGAUUCUUUCAUGAGACAGAUCCAAUAAUAGGGUAUCCCAAACAGGGAAAAGUUCAAAGAAAAUGUAAUAAGCCAACCCUCCGUUCCCUAUACACAAUUAUAUGUCCCUUCGAUAAUAAAUAUAAACUGUCAGACCCUGGAUUAGCCCACGACUACAAUGAAGGUGUUAAUGGAAGAGGAAAGGAAAUCCUGUUAAAUUUUUUUGCAAGGGGAGAACUACAGGAAGUUUAAGACAAAAAUUGGUUAAAAAACAAAGUUCUUUUUAGUAGUAAGAGUCAGUGAUAAACAUAAAUAAUUAUGAUUAUGCUCCAUUAGUUUCAAAGGUAGAACUAAGGUGAGUUAUUGUGAGGAAAUGCACUGAAAAACUUUAGCUACAAAGAAACAAGAAGUGGCUUAAAGCUAUGGGGAAAGAAGAAAGUUUACUAUAAAUCUCUGAAAAGGGAGAUUAAACAUUACAUUAAGCUAAAAUAUUUUCUGGAAAGUAGGCAAAAGGACAAAAUGGAGUUAAAGAGCUCUUAUCAGUUUUUUUCCCCCAAGUAAAUUCUACUUCCUGGCAUUGAGACCCCAAGGGAUUUGUCACAAGAAUCCUUAUGUAAGGUCAAUAAAUUAACAGGAAAAAAUAUGUCCUCAAAUAAAGAAGUAAAAAGAUACUAUUUAUGUUAUCCAUUCAGCCAUUUUUAAUACUAAAGUUUUAAUAAUUGCCAUAUCUUUUUGUAUAAUGGUAAAUGAGUGAAAAUAUUUCUUGAUAUAACUAAGAUAAACAGUUUAGGUAUAUUAUUUUACAGUAAUUCUACUUGAUUUUGGUAGAGUUUAGAAAAUCUAAAGAAUGCAUGGGUAGCGCACUCCUUAAACAUUUUCAAAUAUCUACUGCCUUGGCCUUGAUAUUGGUAGGCGCAAACGGUAAUUAUCUCAGAAUUGAGCAAUACAGACAAAACUGGAAUGCAAAUGUUUUCCAGGAAUAGUGAAGUAAUAUUAGCAAGUUUUAUUUAAAAAAUAGAUACUUUCUAUUUUGAAAAGCAAACUAGUCUAACUUGGAUUCUUGCUCAGAUAAAAAAACCACCCUAGACUGUCUAUUUAAGAAAGUAAUUGAUAUUAGUUCUGCUAGGUAGAGAUAACAAUUUCCUCAAAGAGAAAAACUUCAGUCUUGCUGGAUACCCUUAGAGGUAAAUCAGUAAAAGAGCAGGACAUUCAAUGAACUAAGGAAAAAUUACUUCAGAAACUACACCUCAGAGACAGAGUGGAGUAACACUUAAUGGAUUACCAACUACAUACCAAGCACUGCACAAGGCAUUUUAUACAUGUUAUAAUGUGGUUAAUUCUCAUCAAUUCUGAAAUGGUUAAUAUAAUCUUGUUUUACAAAUAACUUAAUUAUAUUGAAUUAGUAUACUGAACUAGCUUACUGAAAUCAAUAAAUUUCCUAAGAUCUUACAGAUAGUAAGUGGCCAAAACAGGAUGCUAAUUUUUGUCUGACGAUAAAACCCAAUUUUCUCCAAAGGCAACCAAACACCUCUACAAUACCUGGCCACCUCAACCAUAAAUUAACCUUAGUACAGGUCUAUUGAAGAUCUAAUUCAUAUAGUUUUGAGCAGUCUUCUAAUAAAUUAAUUGUAAGAUACACCUGGAUCUAAUGGAUAUACCUAUAUCUCUAUAUAUCUAAUGUUAAUUUAGAGCUUUAGUAUGUUUAGUUGAAUACUAAAGAAUCUGGCAAAAAAAAAUUUUGGUUUCAGUUUAGAUGAUGUACUAUUCAUAUGCUUCAUACUGAUAGCAGAAAACCGUAUUGUCAUUACAAAGGAAGAGAUUCUUUCACCUCUUCAGUGGUAGAUCAUGAA